AUGGUUGAUCCCAUCCUGUAUCUUCCAAUGUCUGUGUUUGACCGUAGUCGUAUUCUCCGUUGGCGUAUGGGAUGGCUACCUGCUAGGCCAGUUCCAUGUCGUUGUGGUGCUCCUCACGCUAGCCGCAACCAUCUGCUAGAGUGUCUUGGUGUUGCUUCAAAGCUUUUGUUUACUGAUGAUCCUCUUGGUGCUGAUUAUUUGCCCAAUCCUCUGGACUUUUGGCUCAAUCGACUACCUCGUAUGCAACCUUCUGCCUCUAAACUCGUGUCGUCUCGCUCCUUUUGGUCUGUUCGCUGGCCUGUCAUGCUCCAAAUCUUUUUGGAUAUUGACAUGAUCUGUCAUCCUGAUGCUGAAUUUACUGGUAAAGCUCUGGACUUGUCUGGUUCUGCCUUUCUCGACUGGUUGACCCCGGUUUCCUCAACUACCUCUGUUUCGGGUACGCCUUCUAUUUCUUCCUCAGAUAGUGCUGGUAUUACUGUCGCUAUUCCACAUCUUUUGUCUCACUAA
Mucor velutinosus is the source of this 507-nucleotide messenger RNA. RefSeq lists its product as uncharacterized. The record is from RefSeq and is a predicted model, not a curated record. Lineage: Eukaryota; Fungi; Mucoromycota; Mucoromycetes; Mucorales; Mucoraceae. The coding region runs from base 1 to 507 and encodes 168 amino acids. The transcript has a single exon.